AUGACCAGUGAUGGUCGAGAUAUUGAUGAUAGGACUGUACACCUGUCAUCGGAGGAACCAAGCACCAGUGGUUGUCCAGUCCAUGUUGACGACCACAGUGAUGUCCUUCAUUCUCCCAUCACUGCACCGACCCUCCAAACUCCAGACCAUGCUGCAGCUCAAAGUGUUGACGACGUCCCUACAGCCUGUGCCACGUCCGACUGUAGUGAGGAUGAUGUCCUUCAAGCUGCAGUGCCUUUGCUAGCUGACUUGUGUGCACGUGUUCUUCAGGACACUGAGCCACAGUCAUGCCAGCAGCAGGAUAUGGAGAAAACUGUGACUGGUCGAGAAAUUGAUGAUUGGACUGAAUACCUGUCAUCGGAGGAACCAAGCACCAGUGGCUGUCCAGUCCAUGUUGACGACCACAGUGUUGUCCUCUAUUCUCCCGACUGCAGUGAGGAUGAUGUCCUUCAAGCUGCAGUGCCUUUGCUAGCUAACUUGUGUGCACGUGUUCUUCGGGACACUGAGCCACAGUCAUGCCAGCUACAGAAUUUGGAGAAAACAGUGAUCGGUCGAGAAAUUGAUGAUUGGACUCAAUACCUGUCAUCGGAGGAACCAAGCACCAGUGGCUGUCCAGUCCAUGUUGACGACCAGAGUGUUGUCCUCUAUUCUCCCGACUGUAGUGAGGAUGAUGUCCUUCAAGUUGCAGUGCCUUUGCUAGCUAACUUGUGUGCACGUGUUCUUCGGGACACUGAGCCACAGUCAUGCCAGCUACAGAAUUUGGAGAAAACAGUGAUCGGUCGAGAUAUUGAUGAUAGGACUGAAUACCUGUUAUCGGAGGAACUAAGCACCAGUGGUUGUCCAGUCCGUGUUGACGACCACAGUGAUGUCCUCCAAUCUCCCAGCACUGAACUGACCCUCCAAACUCCAGACCAUGCUGCAGCUCAAAGUGUUGACGACGUCCCUACAGCCUGUGCCAGGUCCGACUGUAGUGAGGAUGAUGUCCUUCAAGCUGCAGUGCCAUCAGUUCCUCAGGAGAAGGAGAAAACAAUUUUCGUCAUCAAUUCACGCCAAUAUGAAGUUGGUGAUGAGCUCGGUGAAGGAGGUUUUGGAACCGUCUAUGCAGCGACUCGUUUGGAUGAUGGACUUCAGGUUGCAGUGAAAUACUGCUCGAUGUUCGACACAACGUUCAUCCGCAUUGAUGGUUUUGCUCAACCACUUCCAAUAGAAAUUGUUCUUCAAACCCUUGUGAAUCAAGGCCCAAGGGUUCCUGAAAUUAUUGAGCUUCUGGACUGGAAGGUGGAACGUGACUUCUACUGCAUGGUCCUGGAACGGCCCAUACCCUGUCAGCCCUUGAACAACUUCAUAGAAAGCUAUGUUGGGCCCAUUGAUGAAGAUGACAUACGGUUCAUCAUGAAACAGGUCGUAUUCGCAGCUCAAACUUGCUGCCAAAGAAAAGUGUUACACCGAGAUAUCAAGCUGGAGAACCUUCUGAUCAACCCGGACACCCUUGAGGUCAAAUUGAUUGACUUCGGGUGCGGGGAUAUCCUCGAAGAUGAGGCUUACACAGACUAUUCUGGCACAGCGGAGUAUCGUCCUCCUGAGUUUCUGGAGACUGGCAAAUACCACGGAGAACCAGCGACAGUGUGGUCUCUCGGAAUAGUCUUGUUUGUAAUGCUUUUCUGGAAGUUUCCAACAAGACGAGAACUGAAUACGAUCAUGAAUAAAGACAUAGAAGGCCUGUCAGAAGGUGAGAUCUUCAUUUCAGCACAGAACAGUUGUAAUUUGAAUUACCAAAAAAUAAAUUUCAAGGUGAUCAUGUCUCUCUCUUCUUUCUGCACAGAAUGCUGCGAUUUUAUGCGCUGUUGUCUCAAGAUAGACCCCAGAGAGCGGAUUAAACUGGAGCGACUCAACCGCCACAGCUGGAUUAAGACCAACGAAGAGAAGAAGAGCAGCGAAAUAAUGGUCAUCAACUCAUCCUCUUAUGAACUUGGCGUUCUGCUGGGUAAAGGAGGCUUUGGACUUGUUCAAGCUGCAACCCGACUAGAGGAUGGCCUUCAGGUGGCAAUUAAAACUGCCUACACCGAGAACGUCAAGUUCAUCGACAUUGUAAGUAUGCUGUGCUCUUCAACUCUCAUUCACUGUUACUUUAAGUAUCUAUAAAUCACUAGACAAACUGUAAUUGUCAUCAUGUUUUACACAAUAUCCAUCCAAUCAUCAUAACAAAUAUAUUUCUUCCAGGACGG
Molecule: messenger RNA, 2225 nt
Organism: Danio rerio (zebrafish)
Lineage: Eukaryota; Metazoa; Chordata; Actinopteri; Cypriniformes; Danionidae
Source: RefSeq, a predicted model, not a curated record